AUGUCCACCACCCACGAGCGCGAUAUCGACGGCCUAGCCACCCUCUCCGUCAUCGCCAAAUCAGAACAGUGUCACGUCGAGCUCUCUUUCUGCCUCCCAACCUCACUCGCAUUUGCAAAGCGUCUGACAUGGGAGCAAACCCCCUGGAUUUCCAAUACCCUGAAUCACAAGUCCGUGAAUCCGAUAGGCGAGGCUGAUGCACAUCGCAUCGUCCAAUAUCUGAAUUCACAUUGUCACGAUGUGACGCAGAGAGACGUCCAGUGCGCGCUACUUUUCGGAACUACAUACGCACCCACGCCAGAAGGAGAUAACAUGUCAAGAGACAUGGGCACGUACCCCCAUCUCUUCCUCAUUUUUCCACAUGCUACCAUGGUCCCUUACCUCGACAACCAAUUCCUUAAGAUCUGGCACGACGAUAUCGUAAAACCGGCGUUCGACCGAGCGUGGAGAGACUCUGGUCUUACACUCGUUCAGGGCGCUUCUCUCGACACACCUACCCGCGUGUUACCUCCAACUGGUGUGCAUACGCAACGCGAUGCACAUCCAGCAUCCGGGUUUCUAGAGCGCCUACGUAAUGGAAAGCCAGGUGCAGUACGGGACUAUUGGCCCGCCUGGACAGAUAGCAAGUGGCAUCUUGGCGUUGAGGGAAAGUAUACAAGUACUCGGACCGUCAUCUACCACGAAGCCUGGAGCGCUAUAAAAGGCAUGUUGAAGGAUCAUCCGCAGCUGUCUUCAUACCAGGAACCGAUUUUACUGGCUGUUUCUAGGGCGAAAAUACAUGUUAAUCCGCGGCUGAGCACAGAGAACAAGUUCAAGUACGUGGCGCAGGAGUGGGAUCAGCUUGUAGACUCGCGUUUCGUCAAGCCGGCGUCUUUCCAGGUGGUCUUUGAGACAGCUGUUGGGACUAUGCCAGAGAAUGUUGUGGAGGAUAAGCCAGUAGUGACGACUUUCAUUGCGGAUGAGAAGGGCAAGGAAAUCAAGAGACUGGCGGAUUGCGAGGAAGACCAAGGCGAGAAUGCGCAUCGCAGUAAGCGCGUGAAGAUGUCGGUUAGCGGUGGCUACAUGUCAGACGCAUGA
This is a messenger RNA of Alternaria atra, 1077 nucleotides long. RefSeq lists its product as uncharacterized. NCBI's taxonomy places the organism in Eukaryota, Fungi, Ascomycota, Dothideomycetes, Pleosporales, Pleosporaceae. The record is from RefSeq and is a predicted model, not a curated record. The coding region runs from base 1 to 1077 and encodes 358 amino acids. The transcript has a single exon.